AUGGCUUCAAAAAUGAGAGCAGUCGACAUCAAGGACGGAAAGGGUCCGAAAGAGAACCUCUUCAUCAACCCGGACACGCCGAAGCCGGCACCGGGGAGCGGUGAGGCUCUCGUCAAGAUCAAGGCCUUCGGUAUCAACCGCAUGGACCAGAUUCAGCGUCUGGGCAUGUACCCGCUCCCGCCCCAGGCGCCCAAGACGCUCGGGGUCGAGUUCAGCGGCACGAUCGAGUCGUUCGGUGACGGCGACCACAGCAGCUUCAAAGUCGGCGACGAGGUCUUUGGUCUGGCGUACGGCGGCGCGUAUGCCGAGUACAUUGCCGUCAACAGCAAGAUGCUGCUGCACAAGCCCGACUUCCUGUCAUGGGAACAGGCCGCCGGCAUCCCAGAGACCUGGAUAACCGCCACCCAAGCCCUCUUCCUCGUAGGCGAGUUCUCAAAAGGAAAGUCCGUCCUCUGGCACGCCGGCGCAUCCGGCGUCUCCAUCGCCGGCAUCCAGCUGUCCAAGGACGCCGGCGCCUCCGCCGUCUACGCGACGGCCGGCUCCAAGGAGAAGUGCGACUUCGUCGUCAACGAGAUCGGCGCCACGGCGGCCUUCAACUACAAGGAGGAGGACUGGGCCGAGAAGAUCAAGGAGGCGACGGGCGGCCAGGGCGUGGAUCUCAUCGUGGACUUUGUCGGCGGCACCUACUUCCAGAAUAACCUCGACGUGGCCGCGCGCGACGCCCACAUCGUGCUGCUGGGCCUCCUUGGCGGCGCGCAGGUCGAAAACGCCAACAUCGGCCCCCUGCUCUACAAGCGCAUCAGGCUCGAGGGCAGCACGCUGCGCAGCCGGGACGUCGAGUACCAGGGCAAGCUGCGGGACCGGCUGGAGGAGUACGUGCCGCACUUCAAGACGGGCAAGCUGAAGGUCGUUAUCGAUACGGUGCUUCCGUGGGAGGAGAUCCAGAAGGCUCACGAGCUGUUGGAGGCGAACAAGAACUCGGGCAAGAUCAUUUGCACCGUCUCGUAG
Messenger RNA from Colletotrichum karsti, 1008 nucleotides. RefSeq names its product zinc-binding dehydrogenase. Gene Ontology annotation, molecular function: oxidoreductase activity. The coding region runs from base 1 to 1008 and encodes 335 amino acids. The record is from RefSeq and is a predicted model, not a curated record. Lineage: Eukaryota; Fungi; Ascomycota; Sordariomycetes; Glomerellales; Glomerellaceae. The transcript has 3 exons.